GAGUUAAUGAUAUCUGAUCAAAAUAAAGAAAUGUAUACACUUAAAAACCAAACAGGUAUAAUGAUUAGGAAUUAAUCGGUAACAAUUUGUUUCAAUAUAAAUCUGCCAGUGAUUCAGUAACGUCGUGAAGUGUCGUGAAACGUUGAAGGCAACGCUCCCUGUGGAUUUGAUGAAAACAUAUCAGGCGAAUGCAAUAGCCUGUGCUGCGAGAAUAGACUAGACCGACGAGUCGAUCUGGCUGGGUAAACAACAGUGGACGCCUCGAAGAGGCAGGAAUGGGGACUUCAUCGAGGGCCCUGGUGACAAAUGAAAUGGAAUUUGUGUUUUAUACAGAAAUCUGUAUGUCUGGUGUGCGAUAUAUUUUGUAACGUCAGCGUGUUAAAUACAGCCACAUAGAGGUAGGGAAAAUUGCAAGUAUAUUUUCUGUGUUCUCUACUGAUGUGUAACGUUGCUAUUUCCACGGGCCCACUUCGAUUUUGUGUUGUCAGUUUCACAACCCGGUUACUGUCGCGAUUUACUUUUGCCUUUUUUCUUUUUUACUUCCAAUGCAUUUGCACUUCAAAGGGAGACAUAAAAUAACACUGAAGUCCGUCGCCAAGAGAAUAAGCAUCCAGCCUAGUGAGCGUACUGAGCUGAGGCCCAGAUUUCCACCCUGCCUGAGUCAUGCACUGCCAGGAAUGGGCAACAAAACAAACGCUAUACAACUGACUCAGCCCAAGGCCUCGAUUCAGUUGCUCUUGCAAACAUGCCACGCUCCACCUUUCUCAUCAUGCACCACAGGAUAGCAAGUUUCACCAGUACUUUCCACAGGGUCUAGGAUUGUUGCGGUGCUACCAAUGGAACUAUAGGAGCUGGUGGAAGUGUUCUGGCGAUUGUGUCUGUGUGGACCAGGCACAAUGAAGAGUGAGUUGCCCUCUGAGGCCCAGGGCAGACAGGAGCACCUGAAGGGACCGCUGGCCAACCCAGAGCCCAUUGAGACCGCCAAGAGCUUCCCUGACAACAUGGAGGUAAUUGGCAAGGCAGGGAGUGAGUUUGCACCACUUUGUGCCGAGACCAGGCACCGGUCCCUGAGGGACACAGGGGCCCGCAGAGACACAGACAGGGUCCUGCCGGGACGUAAAAAGCGCAAGAGCCAACAGGCAGGUCCCUCAGACUGCACCCUGAAGGAGGGUCGGAUCGGUGAGGAUUCUCUGCCCCCUCAGCAUCACCGAACAGAACUCAUAGAGCAUCAGAGCGAGGAUGAACGCAACCCGGAGUCCUCGUUUAGUGACUGUGCCUCUUCCCCCUCCUCUAGCUUGCGCUUCGGGGACUCUGACACUAUGAGCUCAGAGGAAGAGGUGGAGGCAGGAGGGGCGGGAGCAGCACUUGGACAACACAAGGCUCCUGUCUCCACCACAGAGGGUGGGGCUGGGACAGGGGUUGGGCUGCGCACCAUACUUGGUCGGACUCGGGGAACCCGUUCUCAUAAGUGGGUGCGGUCAGAGACUGAGCCCGUGCUGCUCAAGCGUCCCUGUCUGAGUGGACGCCGUCCGCUGCACAGAAAGCGCUUUGUGAAGGCAGGUCCCGGUGGAACACAGCGGACUCAGAAACAGAAGGAGCGCCUGCUGCUACAGAGGAAGAAGCGUGAGGUGAUCGCUCGCCGGAAGUAUGCACUUCUCCACAGCACCAGCAGCUCUAGUGAGGAGCUGACCGGUGAUUCGUCCUCAGCCUCAUCCACAGAGGCAGAGGAUGAGCUGUAUGUGGAUGUCAGCAGCAGCAGCAGUCAGCCUGGCAGCGCAGCUGUGGCCACAGGUGCUCUAGACGAGGAUGUGGUGGUGAUUGAGGCGACCCCUGCAACCGCUGUCCCAGCUAGCGAAGAGAUCAAUGUCACCUCCACUGACAGUGAGGUCGAGAUUGUCACUGUCGGUGAUGGCUUCAGGCCUCGAUCUGUCGGGGGGCAUGGCAGGAUGCACUGGGGCCCCAGCUGCUCUCAGAACCGGCCCCAAGAGUUGCGUGGCCGCCACCGUCUCUCCACAGUCAUCCAGCCGCUGCGGCAGAGCGCUGGUGAGGUGGUGGACCUCACCGUGGACGAGGACGAUCUCUCUGUAGUGCCAACCACCUCUGACAGCUUUCACCCGCAGACUGUCAGCUCGUCCUCUUCAUUCUCCCAUCAUGCCUCUACCUCAGAGCCCCACGAUGCCCCAGGACCCUCCACUAGCUGCCCCGGUCCUGGCCCAGUCCCUGACAGCACCCUGGCACAGGGGCCUAGUGGCAGUGCGGGCACAAUCACAGAGGACGAGAGCAGAAGAGGCCCGUCCAGCGUUUCAGGAGAAAGUGGUGGCACGGCCAUGCCAAGGUUACCCUCCUGCUGCCCCCAGCACUCCCCCUGCGGGGGCCCCUCCCCUGGUCACAUGACCCUGGGCCACUCCCACUCCAGCUGCCUCCAGGCCCAGCCCUCCCAGCAGCCGACCUCCCAGCCGAACAGUCACGGCCACGCCCACCACUUCCACCAUCACCAUCACCACACACCCCAGCACCCGCCCCCACCCACUCUGCCUUUCUCUGAGCCCAGCUGCCCCCUAGAAAGGCCCACAGCCCUGCCUGCACCCUGUGGAGGGGGAGGUGUCAGCAGCUCCAGCCAGUACCAUGACCAGCAGACACUGCCGGUGGACCUGAGCAGCAGUGGUGUGCGGAGUAGUGGGGCUGGUGGUUUACAUGGCACUUCAGCCUUUGAUCCAUGCUGCCCCGGCUCCAUGUCCCGGCCCCCUGCCUACAACCCCCAGAAUUCAAUGGGGCCAGGGCCCAGCCAGCCCAGCCCAGUGGUGGAUUCGUUCAGCUCAGCCAUGGUGGCCCAGCCACAGCCCCAGCCACAGCUGUCCACCUGCAGGCACUACAUGCACCCCUCCUAUGGACCCCUGGCACGCUCCCUGCACCAUCAGCCCUCUAACUCCUGCCCCCACUCCCACGGCAACCCUCCUCUCACUCCCCAGCCCCCUCCGCAGGGCGACUACGUCAUCCCUCACCCGGUUCAUCCCUUCCACACACCACUGCCUUCCCACCCCUCCGGCCACGCCGUGCCCCCGCCGGCACCUCUGCCCGCCCACCACCUCUCAGGAUCCAAUGCCCCUCUGCCCCAGCACCUGCCGGCAGACCAUCAGGCCCUGCAGCACCACAUGCCCGCGCUGGGGACCUCGGUGCAGAGACUGCACCAGCAUGAGAUGCUGCAGCGGAUGGAGGUCCAGAGACGCAGGAUGAUGCAACACCCUACACGAGCACACGAGCGCCCCCCUCCACACCCUCACAGAAUGCACCCCAACUACGGCCAUGGGCACCACAUCCACGUGCCCCAGACCAUGUCGUCCCACCCACGGCAGCCUGAGCAGAGGACUGCAUGGGAACUGGGUAUCGAGGCUGGAGUGACCGUGGCUCCGUAUACUUCUGGACAUCUACACCCUCACCUGCCCCACUACCACCCACCACCUAGGCUGCACCACUUCCCCAUCCCCUUCAUGCACACUGGCAUGUCUGAAGUGACCUACCCGCACAUUCGCUACAUCUCAUCCAGAAUGACUGGAUUUGGACGAACUUAUGAGGAUCUGCUGCAUUUAGAGGAGAGAUUGGGGACCGUGAACCGAGGGGCCUCUCAGGGAACUAUAGAGAGGUGCACUUACCCACACAAGUACAAAAAGAAGGUGUUGGAGACUGAGAGAGACAUUGACCAACAGUUAACCCCUGAAGCAUGGGCAACUAUUGGAAAAAAUAUGCACGCAACCUCAGCCUCGAGAAAGCUCCAUGGUAAGCAAGAUGAAGAUGAGGGGGCGGAUGAAGACACAGAGGAGAAAUGCACCAUCUGUCUGUCAAUACUGGAGGAAGGGGAGGACGUCAGACGUCUACCUUGUAUGCACCUCUUCCAUCAGCUGUGUGUGGAUCAGUGGCUCCUCACCAAUAAGAAGUGCCCCAUCUGCAGAGUGGACAUCGAGGCGCAGUUGUCUGCCGUUGAAAGUUGAUGCUGUUUUUCUAACAAUCCUUUUGUUGGAAUUUUCUUUCAUUGUUUAAUGUUUUACUUUUUCUUCAGUACCGCAGUCAACCAAAGAUGGCAUGAAUUACCUGCGCAGAUCCAGUAUGAUAAAAAAAUAAAUUAAAAAAAAACACCAGACAAAAAAAGCAUUGAGCCUAGAGUGCCAGCUAUCACAGUACAAUACUGCUAGAAUUUACAUCUCCAUUAAGGAUUUCAGAUGUUAUUGUAUUUAUAAAGCUUUUAUGUAGCUUUUGAUCGUUUCCUCAAGUGUCAUUUUCUUUUUUUUUGCAUGGUUCCUCGCAAUGCAUUUCUUUGCACAUAUAUUGUGGUCUUCUCAUGGCCUAACAACUUGCAGGUGAGGAUAACAUGAGCUGCUCUAGUAAAGAAGCAUUUCUGUAUACCUAAUGCCUUGCUUUACUGGAAUAGAAUGUCAACCUCCAUUUAAAAAAAAAAAAAAGACAUUGCAGGACUCAUUUUACCAAUCAUUGUAUUGAUUAGUUUUAGACAAUGUGGUUUGCUAGUGAAAGAUGUUUUUUUAAGGAGAUCACAACAUUCCUUAAUUAGGAAAAUAUCAUGUUAAACAGAUCAGCUGCUGUAUUCGUGUUCACCCAGUAUUUUGAGUGGGAAUAAACUCAAACUUCACCUCAACUACCAGAAAAUGCACAUGCUUGUCUGCCAUUUUACACUCCCCUGCACCAAAUUGAUUUGACCAAGCACCACAUUGAUUUGACCAAGCACCACAUUGUUUUGAUUAAACACCAUUCAUGCAUCUAAUGUAUUUUAGAGAAAAAGAAAAUGAAUGUCACAUCUGUCUCGACUGUUCUUUUUCACUGGAAUAAUCUGCUGAGGGUACAGUCUCUGUUUAGAUUUCCCAACCAAGACAGGCCACAAACUGGGUUCUAUAUGGGGAUCUCAGGCCCACAGAUGGUAAACUGGGUUCUAUAUGGGGAUCUCAGGCCCACAGAUGGUAAACUGGGUUCUAUAUGGGGAUCUCAGGCCUACAGAUGAUAAACUGGGUUCUAUAUGGGGAUCUCAGGCCACAGAUGGUAAACUGGGUUCUAUAUGGGGAUCUCAGGCCCACAGAUGCAACUAGUUUCACAUGAGCCUACAUCCUGCGGAUAUCUGUUGUUUGGAAGCUAGGAACAGCCUUGGUUUAUCCUUGCUUGUCAUUUAUCCCUGUUUCUUUUUUCAGAGGGAAAUACACAGCACUCAGCUCAGAAUAAUAAAGUAGCUGAUUAUUCUCUCAAUGUUCUGCAGCCAUCCCUUUUCUUGCUGCCAUGGAAAAGAUAACACUAAUAUUAUUCUCGACUAGCUAACUUGCAUAUACUUGCACAGGAGAGAAAAAACGGGAGUGCUGUGAAGUUGACAGUGCGUUGAGGCCAUGUAUUUCCACUCUGAUUGCAGAAUUUUGGACAGAAAAAAAAGAAACUGUAAUAAUUUCGAAUGGAGUGUUGGAAUGCAGUACUUAUGGCAGGUAUCCAUGCAUUCAUAGACUUAAUGGCACCAGGAUGAUAUUCCAUGGGAUUUAUAUUAGUUUUAAAAUAAUAUUAAUAAAGUUAGAUAACUCUU
This is a messenger RNA of Esox lucius (northern pike), 5566 nucleotides long. RefSeq names its product ring finger protein 111 (gene rnf111). Gene Ontology annotation, molecular function: SUMO polymer binding; ubiquitin protein ligase activity; SMAD binding. Bases 897 to 3986 code for a protein of 1029 amino acids. The record is from RefSeq and is a predicted model, not a curated record. Gene Ontology annotation, biological process: positive regulation of DNA-templated transcription; positive regulation of transforming growth factor beta receptor signaling pathway; ubiquitin-dependent protein catabolic process. Gene Ontology annotation, cellular component: cytoplasm; nucleus. The transcript is spliced from 16 exons. NCBI's taxonomy places the organism in Eukaryota, Metazoa, Chordata, Actinopteri, Esociformes, Esocidae.